AUGCGCGUGAACACUUCUCAUCCAUCGGCAUUUAUUACUUUAAUCACGAGCUGUCAACCACGUGUGUUUUCAAGUUCGGGGUUCACUAAUAUAGACUUAUCGAAACCGAUAGAAGAGGAGACACUGCCUGACUACUUGGCGGAGCGCUAUUAUCCAGUUCAUAUUGGCGAAAUAUAUAAUUCUCGGUAUCAGGUAGUAACAAAACUCGGUUUUGGCUCAUCAUCGACGGUGUGGUUAUGCCGGGAUCUGUACCAUAAAUGCUAUAUAACCUUGAAGGUCCAUGUUCGAAGUCGACGGCCGAUCCCGGAGGUAGAAAUCUCAAAUUACUUGAGGACCAUUCAGGACGUCCAUGGCGGUGAAAAGUGUGUACGGCUUGUACAUGAUUCAUUUCAAGUUCAAGGGCCGCAUGGAGUACAUCAAUGUCUUCUCUAUCAGCCUGCUGGGGUGGAUAUUAGUGACUUUAUGCACUAUCUUCCUGAAGGAGCUUUACCCGAAUAUCUCCUCAGGCCUGCCAUGCGCAUUGUUCUUGUUGCAUUAGACUAUCUUCACCAAGCCAAAGUUGUCCACACAGACAUUCAACCGAACAAUAUCCUCCUUGGCGUUGAUGAUGUAUCAAUCCUUGCAGAGAUGGAGGAGGACGAGAUUCCCAAUCCUGUCCCUCGGAAGCAGCUUCAAGAUCGCAUCAUCUAUACGUCUUGUUCAAUGCCAUUGACCAAUGGUGAGCCGGUUCUCUCUGAUCUCGGAGAGGCACGCUUCAGCAAAGAGAAACAAUGCGGUCUCAUAAUGCCGAGUGUCUACAGAGCACCGGAGGUAAUGUUGGGCAUGAGCUGGGAUUAUAAAGUCGAUAUAUGGGCCGCAUGGACUUUGUUUGAGCAAGGGCAUUUGUUCAAGAAUAAGAGCCUCGAGAGUACAUCCGACCAUGCUCAUCGCUUUGCGGAAAUGGUAUCUCUUCUGGGACCGCCCCCACUGGAGAAUCUCGUGCCGAUCCCAGACCAAUCUCUAGAAGGCCGGGAGUCGCAGCUCGAAGGAGGGGAAAAGGGGAUUUUCCUGCAGUUUAUACGAAAAGUUCUCCGUUGGCUGCCUGAAGAGAGGCCUACUGCCUUGGAGCUUCUUUCUGAUGAAUGGUUAAGAGGAAGCGAGUAUUGA
Xylona heveae TC161 is the source of this 1146-nucleotide messenger RNA. RefSeq names its product kinase domain protein. NCBI's taxonomy places the organism in Eukaryota, Fungi, Ascomycota, Xylonomycetes, Xylonales, Xylonaceae. Gene Ontology annotation, biological process: protein phosphorylation; regulation of mRNA processing; spliceosomal complex assembly. The transcript has 6 exons. The record is from RefSeq and is a predicted model, not a curated record. Gene Ontology annotation, molecular function: ATP binding; protein kinase activity. Bases 1 to 1146 code for a protein of 381 amino acids.